ACCUGGGGAGGGGGAGAGCCGAGGAGGCCCCGGGGGUACAUUUGAUUGUUUUCCAUGGGGUAUAUAAGGGGUUUUAAGUAGAGUCGUGUGCCAGACACACAGCCACAGAAACACAAGCAGCUUCGCUUUAACUGGAGGGUCCAGGCGCGUGCCAGCAGCUUUCCCCACUGAGUUGCCCUGUUUCUGACACACACGCAGGCCGGCAGCGACGGGCCAGACAACCAGCCCUUUUAAAGACCUUUCCCUCCCCUUCGCCCCCCCCCUCCGAGCAAGGGGCCCUGGACCCACACCAACACCCAGCCACGGUGGGACCUUCUCCAGCAACCGGGAGGGAACGGCGCGGGGGCCAAGCUGAACCCUGAAGGUUGUCCCAAGGGGCGGUGCGGAACGAGACAGGAGCAGCCAGCCGCGUCUUCGGGCCAAAAAAAAGGGGGCCGAGCGAAAAAACAAUUCGGUUACUUCCAAAAGAGCCAAGAUGUUCGCGAAGCCAGAGACGCUGGAAGUGAAGGAGGAAGAGGGGCUCAUUGACCCCCGGUCCUCGCCCUCUUCUUCUUCCUCCCCCUCGUCUUCCUCCCUCGCCCCUUUCUCGUCGGGCUCCGAAGGGGAGGACGAGGUGGAAGAAGAGCCGCCCCGCGUCCUCCUCUCCCCUUCGGCAUCAGCGCCCGAGGGGGCCGUCAAAGCGGCGGAGGUCGCGCGCCUUCCCCUGCUCGGCUUGAGACGGCACGACUGUAAGAGGCGCUCCGGCCGGGCGCGAAAUGCCUCCCGCCUCACCAAGACGGCCGAGACGGUCCAACGGCUCAAGAAGAGCCGCCGCCUGAAAGCCAACAACCGCGAGAGGAACCGGAUGCACAAUCUGAACGCGGCCCUGGAUGCCCUGCGGGAGGUGCUGCCCACCUUCCCGGAGGACGCCAAGCUGACCAAGAUCGAGACGCUGCGCUUCGCUCACAACUACAUUUGGGCGCUCACCGAGACGCUCCGCUUGGCCGACCAUUGCGGAGGCGGAGGAGCGGCCGCUGCCGCCGCCGCUGCCGCUGCCGCCGCCGCCUUCUCCGAGGCAAUGCUGGGAAGUAUUAGCGGCGGAGGCGGCGGCGGCAGCAGCAUUUCUCCAGCCUCUUCCUCGGGUUCCUGGAGCUGCACCACCAGCCCCGCUCCUUCGGCCGGUUCCUCGGCUUAUAGCUGUGCUUUGUCUCCCUCAAGCCCCGGCAGCUCCGUCUCAGAGUUGGACUUCUGGCAACCGGAAAAUCCCGGCUAUGUGCUGUCCAGAGAUUUAAUCUGAUGCCCGCUGGCUUCCCACUCGUCCCUCCCCGCGUGGGCCGGAGGGUGGGUAGACUGACGUAGCCCACCAGUAGCGGAGAUCCCGUGUUUCGAUUCCAGGGAAAGAUUAGUCGUUCACCGGAUCGGGCUGGGGGCGAAAGUAUUAAGGCGGAGCGCCUGACCCCAGGGACGCUGGCUGCGGUCCUCCGCCGGCCCUUUGUAGGGCUCUGAGAACGCUUUUGAGUGUCUUCCUCUCCCUCGCACGAUCCCUUCGACAUUCGCGGUGUCUGGCCCUGGUGGUGGCAUCUGCUUGUUUCCCAUUGCCAGCCUGGCGGCUGUGGGAAUUACACCUGUCAAACCAAACUUUCUGUCACUGUGAUGUGCACUUUCCCACAAUGUCUUUUGUUCUUCCUCUCUCUCUCUCUCUCUCUUCUGCCUGCCCAGCUCACGGCGACGUACAUACCUCUUUUUCCUAGCGCUCCCUCUGCUUUUAGCCAGCUGCCUCCGCAUGAUUUAUGCGGAGUGAAAAGGAGAGAAAACGAGAAAGUGGGAGGGUGGUUUUGUUUAUCUGUUGAUUUGCUUGUUUAGAUUGAGUUAGAAGGCACCGCAUAAUUUGUAGGCAUUAUCCUGAUUGAACGCAAGCGUGAAAAUUUGAGGUGGGGGGGGGGUUGAGAAUGUAGAAGCGGAGUGGGGUGAAGAUGGAUGGGGGCCCUUAUGCAAUAAGAGUCUCUUAUGCAUUAUUUAUCUCCACCUUUGAUCGUUGGAAAAUGCCCUUAUUCUUUCAACAGACUAAAAAUUCAAGCAGGAAAAACGUCAAAGAGAUCAUAAAUUGCAAUUAGCAACACACUUCUGCUUUUAUUUAUUGCAAAGGGAAUAAAAACUUUUUUUGUAAGACAUGGGGGAAGGGAGAAGAAACACAGAUAUAUUUUUGUAUAUUUUACAGAGUUUAUUCUAGUAUGUAUUUGCAGUUGCAGAGCAAGGAGGCGGUUCUUAAACAUAAAACAUAUAUAAAUAAAGUAUAUAAUUUUUCAUGA
Pantherophis guttatus is the source of this 2288-nucleotide messenger RNA. It is a transcript of the gene NEUROG2, whose product is annotated as neurogenin 2. The record is from RefSeq and is a predicted model, not a curated record. Gene Ontology annotation, cellular component: nucleus. Gene Ontology annotation, molecular function: E-box binding; DNA-binding transcription factor activity, RNA polymerase II-specific; protein dimerization activity. Gene Ontology annotation, biological process: positive regulation of transcription by RNA polymerase II; sensory organ development; axon development. Lineage: Eukaryota; Metazoa; Chordata; Lepidosauria; Squamata; Colubridae.